AUGCUUGACCGUUUCCGGAGAUCGACAAUGAAUACAAUUUGGCGAAUCGAUUUUGUUGAUAUGAAAAAGGAAAUUGUUGAGAGGAGAGUGGCCCGAUCAAAGUUGAUAAAUAAUCGAGGAAAGACCACGCUCGAGAUGAUUAAGAGAUUUAAAGAUCUUGAUAGUGAUCUGGGUUGUUGCUCGAGGUCGAAUUGUCGAUUUCCCUUCGUUGCUUCCUUAGCGAGUUGA
Puccinia graminis f. sp. tritici CRL 75-36-700-3 is the source of this 228-nucleotide messenger RNA. RefSeq lists its product as uncharacterized. Bases 1 to 228 code for a protein of 75 amino acids. The record is from RefSeq and is a predicted model, not a curated record. The transcript has 2 exons. Lineage: Eukaryota; Fungi; Basidiomycota; Pucciniomycetes; Pucciniales; Pucciniaceae.